GAAAAGCCUGGCGGAUUCGGCUGAAGCCGCCAACCCGGAAGUUCGACAGCUCUGGGAGCAGCAUCAAGCUUGGCAGCCGCCCGAACCCGCCGAGGAUCCGGCCAUCCUCUCCUAUCAGCUUCAUAGCUCAAGCAACUCACAUCGCCAGAACAGCGGGGUCACUGCGAUCGACUCAUGUCUGGCCGUGGUGGAGUCUCAGGAGCAAGAAGUCGCUGAGGUGUGUGAUCAAGAUCUUUCCCUGCUGAUAAACGUGGGUGACUCCAUGGUGGAAGCUGCCUCCUUGGGAGCCAUAUCUUCAGUUGGCAUGCACCUGGGUGCAUUGUUUCCCGGGCAAGGAAGGAGGCUACUGCAAAACGUAUGGGCAAAAGAGGUCCCGCGCAUGCUUGACCCUAGAAACAGCCAUCGCAUGUUCAGCUUUGAGAAGUUGCUGGUGAAGUGGCACGCUGCAGAAUCCAACGUGCUGGAUGGUACCCUCGAGGCUGUUCAAUUCACCGAUGGCUCUGUCAAGCUCCUUAUGCGAUGCCAUGUAUCUGCUGCGCAGCAUACAGAGAGCGGGCUUCUGCCAGUACUGCCAGGAAGCUUCCCAGGUUCGCUGGCUGACAUGUCUAAUGAGCCGUAG
Messenger RNA from Symbiodinium pilosum, 619 nucleotides. NCBI's taxonomy places the organism in Eukaryota, Dinophyceae, Suessiales, Symbiodiniaceae. The record is from the annotation of a GenBank genome assembly.